This is a messenger RNA of Acipenser ruthenus (sterlet), 825 nucleotides long. Its product is annotated as Fc receptor-like protein 2. Gene Ontology annotation, biological process: cell surface receptor signaling pathway. The record is from RefSeq and is a predicted model, not a curated record. The transcript is spliced from 4 exons. NCBI's taxonomy places the organism in Eukaryota, Metazoa, Chordata, Actinopteri, Acipenseriformes, Acipenseridae. Gene Ontology annotation, molecular function: transmembrane signaling receptor activity. The coding region runs from base 6 to 626 and encodes 206 amino acids.
ACAGAAUGCAGGCUUGUGAAGUCGCUGCACUGAUAUUGCUGACUGUAGUGAGCUGCUCCAGACAGUAUGAAGAGCUGCCCCAGACUACACUCACCCUGGAGCCUCCAUUCCCAGAGAUAUUCACCGGGGAGACAGUCACUCUGAGGUGUGGGGUUGAGGGGGGUUCUGCUGGCUGGAAAUAUCUCUGGUACAAAGACAGUGAGGACACUCCAGUGCUCCAGACUGCUGGACGCAGUAUAACUGGUGACAGCUACACAAUCACUGCAGCUGCUGUAUCUGACCAGGGCCAGUACUGCUGUCGAGGACAAAGAGGAGAUCAACCACUCUACUCACAGCUCAGUGAUAAAGUGACAGUAACUGUGUCUGAGGGUCAUCCUCAGGCUGUCCUGACCCUGCAGCCUGCCUGGUCACAGAUAUUCACAGGAGAGACAGUCAUCCUGAGCUGUGAGGUGGAGGGGGGCUCUGCUGACUGGAGGUUUAAACAGUACAGAGAUGGACAUGAAGAGGAAAGGUGCAGUGAUCAAUACAGGAGUAGAUAUGGGGACAGCUGCCCUAUCAGUUACUCUCAGCAUUACCACAGUGUGAGUCUGCAUCAGGACAGGAGCGCAGUAAUGCUGUCAACCUAACUGUGUCAUGUAAGUAAAAUUCUAGAUAAUAUUCAGACCCUGUUGAAUACUCCUGCACUCGGAUUGGCUGAGAGGGUAUUGUAAGCUACUGACCGGCUUGCUGAUUUGAGUAAAGCUGUCUCUGGUCUCUGAAUUGUUGCUGCUCACAUUGCUGUUUUCAAGUAGCAGCUGUGUAAGAGCAGUAUCGCAGCGUGGUGGU